Jaculus jaculus (lesser Egyptian jerboa) is the source of this 3962-nucleotide messenger RNA. RefSeq names its product pleckstrin homology and RUN domain containing M2 (gene Plekhm2). The record is from RefSeq and is a predicted model, not a curated record. Gene Ontology annotation, cellular component: endosome membrane. The transcript has 20 exons. Gene Ontology annotation, molecular function: kinesin binding. NCBI's taxonomy places the organism in Eukaryota, Metazoa, Chordata, Mammalia, Rodentia, Dipodidae. Bases 26 to 3100 code for a protein of 1024 amino acids. Gene Ontology annotation, biological process: Golgi organization; regulation of protein localization; positive regulation of membrane tubulation.
CGGCGGCGGCGGCGGCGGCGGCGCCAUGGAGCCGCGGGAGGUGAAGGACCGGAUCCUGGAGAACAUCUCGCUGUCGGUGAAGAAGCUGCAGAGCUAUUUUGCUGCAUGUGAAGAUGAGACCCCUGCCAUCCGGAACCAUGACAAGGUCCUGCAACGCCUGUGUGAGCAUCUGGACCACGCGUUGCUCUAUGGGUUGCAAGACCUGUCAUCUGGCUACUGGGUGCUCGUGGUGCAUUUCACCCGCAGAGAGGCCAUCAGGCAGAUUGAGGUGCUGCAGCACGUGGCCACCAACCUGGGACGCAGCCGGGCCUGGCUAUACCUGGCCCUCAAUGAGAACUCCCUGGAGAGCUAUCUGCGGCUGUUCCAGGAGAACCUGGCUCUGCUGCAGAAGUACUAUGUCAGGAACGCACUGGUGUGCAGCCAUGACCACCUGACACUCUUCCUGACCUUGGUGUCUGGGCUGGAGUUCAUUCGGUUUGACCUGGAUCUGGAUGCCCCUUACCUAGACCUGGCCCCCUACAUGCCUGACUACUACAAGCCUCAGUACCUUCUGGACUUCGAGGACCGCCUUCCCAGCUCAGUCCAUGGUUCGGACAGCCUGUCCCUCAACUCUUUCAACUCUGUCACCUCCACCAACCUGGAAUGGGAUGACAGUGCAAUUGCCCCAUCUAGUGAGGAUUAUGAUUUUGGAGAUGUGUUUCCAGCAGUGCCGUCUGUACCCAGCACAGACUGGGAAGAUGGAGACCUCACAGACACAGUCAGUGGCCCCCGCUCCACUGCCUCGGACUUGACCAGCAGCCAGGCAUCUACCAAGAGCCCUGCCCAGCGCCACAACCCCUUCAACGAGGAUCAGGCCGAGACAGUGUCCUCUGACGCCAUCUCUAAGCACACCAUCUCUCAGGAGAACGGGGAGGACCAGACCCUGGCCCUGCCUGAUGCCUGCACAGAGCUCGAGGUCAUCAGGGUCACCAAGAAGAAGAAAACUGGCAAGAAGAAGAAGAGCAGAUCGGAUGAAGAGGCCAGCCCACUUCACCCGGCCCCCAGUGCUCAGAAAUUUGCCAGGCAGGGAGAAGGAGACAGCCUCGUUGGCAGCCCAGGCCUGGGGCGGGACUCACCAGACACCACCCUCCCCUCCCCUCAGGAUCAAGGCCAGGGGCCCAGCAGCACGGCCGAGAGCAGUGAACAUUCAGAGCUGAGCCAGAUGGGCUUGCUCAUCCCCGAAAUGAAGGACACCUCCAUGCAGUGCGUGGGACAGCCCCUGCGCAAGGUCAUUGACCAGCUCAACGGGCAGCUGGACCCCAGCACCUGGAGCGCCCAUACCAAGCCCCCUGACCAGCCCUUUCGGACCAGCUCUCCCGGGGAGGCCCCGGAGAAGCCGCCACUUUGCGACUUUAGUGAAGGGCUUCCAGCCCCAAUGGACUUCUACCGCUUUACCGUCGAGAGUCCAGGCACUGUUACAUCAGGUGGCAGCCACCAUGACCUUGCAGGGCCUGGCCAACCGCUGCAUGUUUCUGGUAGCCCUACGGCUGCUAGCCAAGAAGAAGAGGGAGGAAGAGGAGAGGGACAGGCACCUCGGCCCCUAGAGGACGCACUGGGGGAGGUUCAGGAGCCAGAACCCCAAGAACUGGGUGCCCCCUUGCCACUGGUCAGCGAGGAGCCUGUGCCUCAGCCUGAGACCCAGCAGACUCUCUGCCAACUCAAGCAAGACCAGUCUAGCCCAUGUCUGAGCAGCGCCGAGGACUCUGGAGUGGACGAGGGCCAGGGGAGCCCUUCGGAGAUGUCACACCCCUCAGAGUUCAGAGUAGACAACAAUCACCUACUCCUGCUGAUGCUCCAUGUCUUCCGGGAAAACGAAGAGCAGUUGUUCAAAAUGAUCCGGAUGAGCACCGGGCACAUGGAGGGCAACCUGCAGCUGCUGUACGUGCUGCUCACAGACUGCUAUGUCUACCUGCUCCGGAAAGGGGCCACAGAGAAGCCAUACCUGGUGGAAGAGGCCGUUUCUUACAGUGAACUUGACUAUGUGUCGGUUGGCCUCGACCAACAGACAGUAAAGCUGGUGUGCACCAACCGCAGGAAGCAGUUUCUCCUGGACACCGCUGACAUGGGCCUAGCUGAGUUCUUCUUGGUCUCUCUGAAGUCGGCCAUGAUCAGAGGUUGUCGAGAACCACCCUACCCCAGCAUCCUAACUGAUGCCACCAUGGAGAAGCUGGCGCUGGCAAAAUUUGUGGCCCAGGAAUCCAAGUGUGAGGCUUCUACUGUGACUGUGCACUUUUAUGGGCUCGUGCAUUGGGAAGACCCCAUGGAUGAGGCCCUGGGCCCCGCCCCCUGCCAGUGCUCACCCCCUGAAGGCACCAACACCAAAGAAGGCAUGUUGCACUACAAGGCAGGCACCUCCUACCUGGGCAAGGAGCACUGGAAAAUUUGCUUCGUGGUACUCAGCAAUGGGAUCCUCUACCAGUAUCCUGACCGCACUGAUGUCAUCCCUCUACUGUCAGUGAACAUGGGGGGAGAGCAGUGCGGUGGCUGCCGGAGAUCCAAUACCACGGAUCGGCCCCACGCCUUCCAGGUCAUUCUCUCCGAUCGGCCGUGCCUGGAGCUGAGUGCCGACAGCGAGGCCGAGAUGGCCGACUGGAUGCAGCACCUCUGCCAGGCCGUAUCCAAAGGGGUCAUCCCCCAGGGGGUGGCUCCCAGCCCCUGCAUCCCCUGCUGCCUGGUCAUCACCGAGGACCGCCUCUUCACGUGCCAUGAGGAUUGUCAGACCAGCUUCUUCCGUUCCCUGGGCACAGCCAGGUUGGCCGACAUCAGCGCUGUCUCCUCCGAGCCGGGCAAGGAGUACUGUGUCCUGGAAUUCUCCCAGGAUAGCCCACAGCUGCCUCCACCCUGGGUCAUCUACCUGAGUUGCACUUCUGAACUGGACCGGUUCCUGGCUGCCUUGAGCUGUGGCUGGAAAGCCAUCUACCAGGUGGAUCUCCCAUACAAGGUCAUCCACGAAGCCUCCAACAAGCAGAAGUUUGAAGACGCCUUGAGCCUCAUCCACAGCGCCUGGCAGCGGAGCGACAGCCUCUGCCGUGGCAGAGCGUCCCGGGACCCCUGGUGCUAAGGCGCUGCUGGGUGGCUUUCCAGGUGGGGCAGAACAGGAAGGCAGGCUGACCAGCAGGCACACUGCUGGGUGUCACCAUGCUGCUUAGGAGCCAGCCCUCUCCUGCCGCAAGGUAGCAGAGGCCCUAGUGAAGCUACAGACAAGGUCUCUCCAUUCCAGGGAUCCAGAGUAGGUGCCCAGCACCCCUGGUAUCCUGUCCAGCUGGUAGUGACUGGAGGUCACUGGGGGCAGAAGGUCUGAGCCCUGUGGGCUCUGCAGACACACAGUGUCCUCCCGGGCCACCUCCUGUCCUUGCCAUCUGCUGACGGUGGCCACGAAAAUAGCUUCCAUCUAAGGGAGAGCACAGGGACCUGGAGGCAGAGCCCCCUCUUCCUCUCCUGGGACAGGGGCCUGGGCAGAGGCUCAGAGCCCCCGUGGGUCCUGAGCGCCCAGCCACCCUUGUUCAUUUUGGAACACUCUCCCAGCUGUGUAGGGAUAGCGGGAGCACGAGCCAUCUGCACACUUCCUCCUCACGCAUCCACCCCACCCACGCCACGCACAGCCCAGCCCAGCCGCCUGCCUCGCACAGCCAGGGCCCAGCUGGCACCUCCUCAUGGUUGCUAGGAGGCCCUGCAUGCCCACGGGCCAGGCCCUUCCUCUCCCCCAAACCCAGCAGAGCUCACAGGACCAGGGAUCCUUUUGCCAUCAGCAGAGGGAGAGGCUGGGAGAGGAGCAGGCCCACAGCCUGUAGCCACCUUGACCUCUGACUAACCCUGCUUGGCUGGGGCUGGCCCUUCCUGAGUGCUUUGUCAGAGCCCUGGUGGGAAAGGCUCAGGUGGUUUGGGUUUUGUUUUUAAGAAUAAAAUAGAUAUGUUAUAUUGCU